AAGCUCUUCACAAGGUAAAAACUCGAAAUGUGAGUAAUCAGUUCGGGUAUUUCUGACCGAAGCCCAACGAAAUCUCCUUCUUCAGAGACUGAUGCUUUGCCUGGCUCUCUUGGCUCUCUCUGCCGCCCUCGCCGAGGCGUCCCCCUUCUUCUUCCGCCGACGGGGCGGCGGCCGCCAGAGGAAGAGGAGGCCCCUGGUCGUGUACGCGACGGACAGCGGAGGCGGAGGCUACGGUGGAGGGGGACAUGGAGAGACUGGAGAUGGAGGGCACGGUGGUGGUGGAGGAGAAGGUUAUGGUGGCGGAGGAGGGGGAGGGCACGGUGGUGGAGAAGGAGAAGGUUACGGUGGAGAAGGAGGAAUUGGUGGAGGAGGAGCCCAAAGUGAAGGAGGUUAUGGUGGCAGUGAAGGACAAGGUGGAGUAGGAGAAGAAGGAGGAUACGGUGGAGGUGGAGGAGGAGGACACGGUGGAGGUGGAGGAGGAGGACACAGUGGAGGUGGAGGACACGGUGGAGGUGGAGGAGGAGGACACGGUGGAGGUGGAGGAGGAGGACACAGUGGAGGUGGAGGACACGGUGGAGGUGGAGGAGGAGGACACGGUGGAGGUGGAGGAGGAGGACACAGUGGAGGUGGAGGACACGGUGGAGGUGGAGGAGGAGGACAUGGUGGUGGAGGAGGAGGUGGAGGACACGGUGGAGGUGGAGGAGGUGGAGGGACGAGCUCUUACAGCGCCAUAAAGAGGUAGUAGUUUCAAAGGCAUUUCGGGAUUACAAGUUGAACUGUUUAAAAGGUUCCUUAUUCUUUAUAAAAUAAUAUAAAGUCCAUGAUAAAGAGAAAACUUUAAAGAAAUGCACACAUAGCCAAAAGAAACCAGUGAGUAAGAAAAGUAAGAAGAAACAGGGGAUGGAAUUAAUGACCGAACUGAGCCAAUAACUUUUGUUCUCAUACGUCAUAGGAAGAGUAGGUGAAAGAAGAGAGAGAGAGAGAGAGAGAGAGAGAGAGAGAGAGAGAGAGAGAGAGAGAGAGCGACAAAGAUAGAUGGAUAGAUAGAAAGAUAGAGAGAGGAGGGUUUGUAGAGUCUACUGACACAAUAAUGUGGGAAUAACUAAUUUAUCCUUUCCUCGGAUAAGGAACCCCCAGCUGUAUUGCAAGGAAGGUGACCUUGGAUAUUUUGGCCUACGGUUAGAUAUACAUAGACUCACAAUAGGCAUAACAUUUCUAUAUAGAAGUAAAAAAUAUAUAUAUUUCCAAUGUACUAAAAAUAUAAAAUACAUUUUUAAUAAAUUAA
Molecule: messenger RNA, 1285 nt
Organism: Penaeus chinensis
Lineage: Eukaryota; Metazoa; Arthropoda; Malacostraca; Decapoda; Penaeidae
Product: glycine-rich cell wall structural protein 1.0-like
Exons: 1
Coding region: 92-742 (216 amino acids)
Source: RefSeq, a predicted model, not a curated record